Messenger RNA from Ornithorhynchus anatinus (platypus), 568 nucleotides. Its product is annotated as histone H2A type 1. The transcript has a single exon. The coding region runs from base 25 to 417 and encodes 130 amino acids. Lineage: Eukaryota; Metazoa; Chordata; Mammalia; Monotremata; Ornithorhynchidae. The record is from RefSeq and is a predicted model, not a curated record. Gene Ontology annotation, cellular component: nucleosome. Gene Ontology annotation, molecular function: DNA binding; structural constituent of chromatin; protein heterodimerization activity.
UUGAUUUUGUUGGUUGUUGCCGCUAUGUCUGGUCGGGGAAAGCAGGGAGGUAAGGCGCGCGCCAAGGCCAAGACCCGCUCGUCCCGGGCCGGGCUGCAGUUCCCGGUGGGCCGCGUCCACCGGCUGCUGCGCAAGGGCAACUACGCGGAGCGGGUGGGGGCGGGCGCGCCCGUCUACCUGGCCGCCGUGCUCGAGUACCUGACGGCCGAGAUCCUGGAGCUGGCUGGCAACGCGGCCCGCGACAACAAGAAGACCCGCAUCAUCCCGCGGCACCUGCAGCUGGCCAUCCGCAACGACGAGGAGCUCAACAAGCUGCUGGGCAAGGUCACCAUCGCCCAGGGCGGCGUCCUGCCCAACAUCCAGGCCGUGCUGCUCCCCAAGAAGACCGAGAGCCACCACAAGGCUAAGGGCAAGUAAAGCCGGAAAAACCUAGAUUUCUCAAACCCACUGAAACCAAAGGCUCUUUUCAGAGCCACCCACCCUGUCAAAAAAAGCUGUUACUACUGAAUUUUUGCAGGGGAUGUUGACAGUGUAAAAUGCUACUAACAAAAAACUCUUUCCCACCAAA